Molecule: messenger RNA, 312 nt
Organism: Suillus subalutaceus
Lineage: Eukaryota; Fungi; Basidiomycota; Agaricomycetes; Boletales; Suillaceae
Exons: 1
Coding region: 1-312 (103 amino acids)
Source: RefSeq, a predicted model, not a curated record
AUGGCUGACUGCCUACUUCAGACAAUGUCAUCUCCACUCUGUAUACAGGACUUUGUAAAAUACCCUGACCUCAAGCUGCACAGUGAUGAUCCCAACCUUUUGUGGAAAGGAUCGAAGCAUUUCCUUGACUUCAUUCUCAUCGUCUCUGCUAACAUUGGUCUGCAUGCUCUUCCCAAAACCCUUGCUGAUCACAACUACUCACUCACAUUCAAUCUGCGUCUUCAAUCUCGUCAGUUUCAUCCCAAGUUCGGCAAACUCAGUUUUGAUCCCACAGGGUCCAUGAUGGCCAUUGGUGAGGGUCAGUCGAUGUAG